CUUCAUUUGUCAUUGAGUGCUUUUACAAUACAUAUCAGUAGACACCGCAAAAUUGCUGAGAAAUCUGUAGAAAACUUUAAUUGUUACUUUUAACUAAUCUUAUAGUAAAAUUAUUAUGACAUAAGAACAAGCUAUGAUAAUAAUGGGCAAACAGUCACAGCCAGUACGAGAUCUUGGUUUAAGCUUGAAAAAUAAUAAAUAUAACGAAAUUAAGGAGCAGUGUUUGUGAAUACCGGAAAACAUGCAAAGGUUACAUUUAAUGGUGUUCUUAUGUUAUAUAGGUUUCAUUUAUUUCCUAUUAAUCGAUAUGGGAAGUGCGAACAAAACUAUCGGACACAAAAGACAGAGAAGAUAUCUAGUUUUGAGGAACACAUCGAAGGUUUUUUGGAGACUAAACUUUAAAGCUAACAUGGUACCGUGGAACCAAAUAUUCGCCCAAGCUCUUGGGUUCCGAAUGAAUUGGGAUGAUCCACCGGAAACGUUCCAGACUUUCCAUAGACACAGGCUUUACAGGCGAACUGUAUACAGCAACUUGGAACUAUUAAUAGACAAAAAUGGACUGAAUGGCUACCACUGCGUGCGGCGGGCGAUUUGCGAAAUGGCAGCGUUGUCUGAAGCGAGCGGGCUAUAUUGCAAAAUUUUGAAAAUGAUAUUCAGGCGACAGUCCUCAGAUACAGACAAGUGGCACAAGGAUCUCACCAAAGAAGAAUGUGCAAGAUCAUUCAAUUCCUGCCCAUUCUCUUUUUUGGAUGUUUCGACGUACACAGACCUUUGAUUUUGAAAAUAAACUUGAGUUGCCAUCG
Messenger RNA from Chilo suppressalis (striped riceborer), 803 nucleotides. NCBI's taxonomy places the organism in Eukaryota, Metazoa, Arthropoda, Insecta, Lepidoptera, Crambidae. The record is from the annotation of a GenBank genome assembly.